UGGGGGGAUAUAUGCAGUAAAAAACCUACACAUUUCUGUUGCUUUCACUUUAUCAUGGACAACAACUGUUAGGCUUCAGAGUCAAAAUAGUCAACUGGGGAACUGUCAUAGCAGCAUGAGGUUGUGUGGGUAUUAUUUGUUUCUUUUUUGGUUUUGUUUUUUGACAGGAAGCCACAACCAAAGUGGGCUUUAAGCUUUGCUGACCUGCUAAAACACUGGAUGCAACUUGUGCAACACUUUACAUAGACAUCACAAGAGGAAAUGACAGCCCCCUUUUCUUUAGUAGAACUUAUCUCCUGAGUUCACCACAGAGUGAGAUGACUCACGACCAUGAUAGAACACCAGAGCUAAUCAUCAUCUUUCUAAGUCCAUAUACAAGUGCAGACUACUGGCAUGGCAGUCGUUAACUGCACAACAGUUAAGAAGAAUGAAUCAAAUGAGAAAUUUGGUGAGAAAGAUAUGCCUGAUAUGAUGCUCUACAUAAUCGUAACUGCAUCUGUCUUCAUAAUUCUCAUCACUGGAAUGGCCUUAAUGUGGCUGAAAAAGUACAGGUCCCUAAUGCGCACCAUAAGGAAGCUACAGAAUGUAGAACAGCCAGUGACAGAACAGCUGUCCCCUGUGGCCCCUGAAGCUGACCCUUUGGAGCGAAACUUUUCACCUGUGACAAAUGUAACAGUCAAACUGAGAGAAAACAACCUUUCUACCUCCAGACCCAAAAGACAAAGCAGCAAGUCAGCUUCGAGAGCUCUGUGGAGGUCAUCGCAAACGGAUGGCCGAUUUAAUAAGAACGACCUCGUUUUGCAUCAGCUCAUCAAAGCUGGAGGAGAGGGAGUGUUCUAUAAAGCGAAAAUGAUGCAUGGCACCAUCAAAGGCCACAACACGUUCACCUGUAAGAUCUUCAAAAAAGGUUGCAGCCAUAGGCAGGUGGAAAGAGAGGUUUCAGUCAUGCAGAAGCUGGGCACGCACAAGAACCUGCUGCAGUUUUUGGACUGGGACAUCACAGAAGCUCCGUAUAUGUUGGUUAUGGAGUACGUCACCCACGGGACCCUACGCAGUUUCCUGCAGGUGAAUCAGGAAAGACUGUGCAGGGAUCAAGAGCUCCAGCAGCUCUUCACCAUCGCAACCUACCACAUAGCACACGCCAUGGAGCACAUGCGCUCUAAAAUGAUAGUGCACUGUGACCUGGCACUGAGGAAUAUAUUGGUGCACAGUUUUCCCCAUGAAGUUAAAGUAGCUGAGUUUGGACUGGCCAGAGAAAUUGCACGGACAUGGAGCAGAGGCAGCAGCUGCAAAAAGGACUACAGGCAACGAAUUCCCUCGCGGUGGUACCCUCCAGAGUACUUCAAGAAUGAUGUUUAUGGCUUCAAAGGGGACGUCUGGGCAUUUGGUAUUGUAAUAUGGGAGAUGCAAACAUUUGGCACGUUGCCUUACCCUAACUUGAACACAUCAGAGGAAGUAGCUCGCUAUGUGUGUGCUGGCCACAGAAAUGGUGAGCCUGAACAAUGCAGGCCGGAGAUGAUACAAAUGAUGAAAGACUGCUGGCAAGAGCCCUAUUCCAUGAGGCCUUCUUUUAAGGAUAUUGUUAGAGUUCUGGAAAACAUUCUUGAAAAUGAUCGAGACUAUUUGGACUUGGACGACAGAAAUCAGAGGGCCUCAGCGGAGUCCGAAGACUCUCAACCAAGUUGUAAAACUGAGGUGUAUUGUAACACAGAUGAUUGUUAGUUCUGCUCUGUUGUUCAGGCACAAACAUUCAUUGCGGUACUGUAUCUGUGAUUUUAGUGAGGAAAAGGUAUGGUAGCAGUGAUAAAUUACUGAAGAUAGACCAAACUACCAGGCAGAAACAUUUCAAACAAGAAUUAUAUGGCUGUUUAUGUGAACAGUGUUACUGUGAGUAAUAUUAAAAUGACUUAAAUAAAUAAAUAAAUGAAAUAAAAAUGAAUAAAUAAGAACAGACAUCAUAAUUCAGGUCUGUCAAAUGUACAAUAUUGAACAUAGGCCUCUAUAAUUCACUGACUACCACAAACUAUAAACUAUUUUAUGAUUAGUUAUAAAUGUAGAGAAAUACUGAAAAGAUCAUGUGGCGUCCAUACAGUAUAAUGCAAAAAUCAAAGACCACAUUUCAUUCAUUUAAUUUCUAGUGCGUUCAGUUUUCUAAAUAAUCCCCAGAAAUACUUUUGCACAGCUUUAAAGUUCAGCCUUAAAAGUUAGUUGCUUACUUCUCACGAACCAAGUAAUACCAAAUACAAAUUUAGACACACCAGUACAUAAAAGCAUACUGUACAUCCCAGAUAUACUGUUUCAGCAUUCUUAUACAAAUUUUCUCAGUUUUCUUUUCUGUCCUCCAUGCUGCAGACUGGGGUUUGAACCCUGGGCAAGCACCCUAGCUACACCAAAAAGUGUCCUUGGGCAAGACUCCUAACACUACCUCCGCCUACCUCUGUACAAUGAUUGAAUUAUAAGUUGCUCUGGAUAAAACUGUCUUUCAAAUGCCACAAAUGUAAACACUGUUAAAUUGUGUCCUCAUAGUGGAAGGGUGGACAGAAGCACCUGUGGAUUUGUUCAGAUCUGAAGCAAGAGUGAAGCUUUAUUUUCUCCUCUGUCUCAAAGAUGAAAGCUUUAAGUGUUGUU
This is a messenger RNA of Colossoma macropomum (tambaqui), 2628 nucleotides long. RefSeq names its product fibroblast growth factor receptor 2-like. The coding region runs from base 394 to 1722 and encodes 442 amino acids. Gene Ontology annotation, molecular function: ATP binding; non-membrane spanning protein tyrosine kinase activity; signaling receptor binding. The transcript is spliced from 12 exons. The record is from RefSeq and is a predicted model, not a curated record. NCBI's taxonomy places the organism in Eukaryota, Metazoa, Chordata, Actinopteri, Characiformes, Serrasalmidae. Gene Ontology annotation, biological process: cell surface receptor protein tyrosine kinase signaling pathway; cell differentiation; innate immune response. Gene Ontology annotation, cellular component: extrinsic component of cytoplasmic side of plasma membrane.